This is a messenger RNA of Amphiprion ocellaris (clown anemonefish), 1548 nucleotides long. It is a transcript of the gene pld6, whose product is annotated as phospholipase D family, member 6. Gene Ontology annotation, biological process: piRNA processing. The record is from RefSeq and is a predicted model, not a curated record. Gene Ontology annotation, cellular component: mitochondrion. The transcript is spliced from 4 exons. NCBI's taxonomy places the organism in Eukaryota, Metazoa, Chordata, Actinopteri, Pomacentridae. The coding region runs from base 142 to 792 and encodes 216 amino acids. Gene Ontology annotation, molecular function: RNA endonuclease activity producing 5'-phosphomonoesters, hydrolytic mechanism.
CUCCUCCCGCGUGGUGGCGACAGAAGCUAACUCGGGUUUGUUCGUGUUGUUUCCUGAAAAUUCCCACUUUUUUUGACGUUUUUUCUCUUGUUAUCCAGAAUCUGGAAACGUCAGCCUGUUAGCAUCAAGACUUCUCUGCAGAUGUCAAUGAUGUGGACAGUGAAGGUGGUCGGCCUGGGCGUGGUGGCUCUCUCUCUCAGUCUGGAGCUGCUUGGCUGGCUCUUCUGUCGCCGCCAGCCAGAAAGAACCCUCCAUGAAGUCCUCUUCUUCCCCUCGAAGGUGGCUUGUGUGGAGCACAUCUUCACUCCUGCUUCAACUCAUCCCUGUCUUUGCUCAUUGCCUCACGGUGUAGAGACCUCUUUUUCCCGAUUUCUCCGCCACCUCCUGUCUGCCACCUCCUCUCUGGACUUGUGUGUUUUUGCCUUUUCCCACAUGGCCCUGAGUAGGGCUGUACUGACGCUGCAUAGCAGGGGUGUAGCCGUCCGAGUCAUUGCUGACAAAGAUUACGCUGCCAUCACCGGCUCCCAGAUAGGAGUCCUCCGCAAGGCUGGGAUCUGUGUGCGCUGUGACGUGGGCUCCGUGUGCAUGCAUCACAAGUUUGCGGUGGUGGACGGCCGGCUGCUCAUCACCGGCUCCCUCAACUGGACGCUGACAGCAGUGCAGAGCAACAUGGAGAACGUCCUCGUCACCGAAGAGACAGAGCUGGUGCAACCCUUCAUCAAGGAGUUCCACAGGUUAUGGGAGUUCAAUGAUCCGGCCCGAUACCUUCACUCAAGUGACCAAAAAACCUAACCAGGAUGAGUCAGAGUUCAUGAAGCUUUGAGGUAGAAGACAUAUGUGUGUUGUCUGUUCAGUCAGCUGCCACAAAUUGACUCCAGGAUGGAUGUUUUGUUGAUAUCAAGAUUCUGUGUUAAGUUUUUCUCAUGCAAGACUUACUGUAGAAGACAAUACGAGGCUUAAGACUUUUUUUUUUAACGUUUCUGACAACUAUAGCAUGCUCGUGUGAUUCAUAAGGUCAAGUCUAAAGCCAAGAAUUCUUAUUUAUUACUAAUUUUAUUGGUUAUUGCUUUAUUUUCUCAAAAACAAUGCCUCUGAAGCGCUAUGUGUUAGAUUAGUCUGAGGUAGUAGUGCUGUGUUUCACAGCCAGGCAGACAUUAACAUGUAUACAACAUAGAUCUGAUCCCCAUCUCAACAGAAAUCCUGUGUUUCUGAAUGUGAAGUAAAUGAUGUUCAUGUUUUGCUAGGUAAGAACAUUUCUUAAUUUGUUAUGUUCAGGUUUAUGUGUUUUAUGGUUUCUCACAGGUUGACAGAAGUUGCACUUCUAAGGGAUCUCCAGUUGGAUGAUCAAACUGAUAUUUUUUCUUUUACAAUAAUCUGACAUUUAAGGGGAAUAGAUAUAAUACAGUUGAAGAAUGUGAUUAAUUCCUUUAUUAAAUGUACCUUAUUUACAGUGUUAAACUGGCUGUUUAAAUCCAGUAUAUUGUUUAUUGUGUGCAGUCUCAGUGGCAUUAUUUUGCUGAGCACAAAUAAAAACCCUCUUCCUCUGCA